CUCAACACAGACACAGCGCCCUCAUCUCCGUCGUUCUCCGAGGACGCAAAACUUUCUUGCGACAUCCGUCAUGGCACCGAGGCUGGAGCGCGGCGGCAGCGGCUUCCAGCUCCCGAACUCCGAGCUGGAGGACUCCCUCUUCCUCCGCGCCCUCAUCUCCGUUGUAAACGGAGACGCCGUCGUCCCCACGCUGCACCUCGAGCCGUCGUCCACGCCGCACUUUGCCGCUGCAGUUCCUGCGUGCGCCAGCUGCGGCGUGGACGGGUGCAUCGGCUGCAUGUUCGCUGCUGCGGCGGCGCCGGCCGGCUCGAGCAGCGAGGGCGAAGGAUGCUCCGCCGCGAGCUUUGUGAAGGGCGGCGGCGUGGGGAAGAUCACGCGGAGGAGGAGCCGGAGCAAGUUCAGGGGCGUGAGGCAGCGCUCGUGGGGGAAGUGGGCGGCGGAGAUCCGCGACCCGCACCGCGCCGUGCGCAAGUGGCUCGGCACCUUCGACACCGCCGUGGAUGCCGCCCGCGCCUACGAUCUCGCGGCGCUCGAGUUCCGUGGCCACCGCGCCAGACUCAACUUCCCGGACGCGGCCGCGACGCCGCCGUCGUCGGCUUCUGUUUCUGAUUCUUCUUGGGCGGCUGCGCAGUCGUAGAACUUGCCCGGCAGUCCUCGCGAGAACUGCGGGUCAAAAUGUGUCGUCGCGGCUACCGGGGUAGGUAGGACAGGUGGCGAGGGAGCAGAAGUUCAUGAUGCUGGAUGAUAGCAACUUUGUGAUCCAUGUUUGGAUGAUUAAUCCGAAUCAAUGAAUCGGUAAGCAUGGCGACCUGUAGCCGCCGCCAAAGCCAGAGCACGUGCUUUAAAAUUUGCCUCUCUCCUUUCAUGCCCCGAUGCCCGUGACGCACCUCCCUCUUCUUCAGUGUUUUUUUUUUCUGCGAUUUUACGUACUCA
Messenger RNA from Triticum aestivum (bread wheat), 933 nucleotides. Its product is annotated as ethylene-responsive transcription factor ERF109-like. The transcript has a single exon. Bases 71 to 637 code for a protein of 188 amino acids. Gene Ontology annotation, biological process: ethylene-activated signaling pathway; regulation of DNA-templated transcription. Lineage: Eukaryota; Viridiplantae; Streptophyta; Magnoliopsida; Poales; Poaceae. Gene Ontology annotation, molecular function: DNA-binding transcription factor activity; DNA binding. The record is from RefSeq and is a predicted model, not a curated record.